This is a messenger RNA of Anthostomella pinea, 1011 nucleotides long. The record is from the annotation of a GenBank genome assembly. NCBI's taxonomy places the organism in Eukaryota, Fungi, Ascomycota, Sordariomycetes, Xylariales, Xylariaceae.
AUGCCAUCGAUAGCCCCUUUGAGAGCCAAGUAUCGCUCUGUACUCCAAGCUGGUCGCGAGCCCUGGGUCGAGAACAUCGGCGGCGCACUGAUCCAGCCGAAUGCUGUGGCUUUGCUGUCCACCACUGCCGGCCCAGGACGUGUACAGAACUUCUCCAUAGCGUCUUUCGCAGCUGCGGCUUCGCUGGGCGGAUGGCUCGGGGCCCCCCUCGCCGCCGUCAUCACGCCUUGGAAGUGGAUGUUCUGGUGUUUGUCAAUCCUUGCUGCUGUGAUCGUCGGCUUGCUCUGGAUUUUGCUCCCGCCCGAGACACCCGUGGAACAUAUCAUCAUGGAACGAUCGACUACGUCGGCGCCGCACUGGGCGUGUCCGGGCUCAUCCUUCUUCCUCGUCUGGGAGAGUCGCCAUAUCAAGGAGCCGAUCAUGCCCCUAAACGUCUUCAAAGCGUCCUCGUUCCCCACGGUGCUCCUCGUCGUACUUCUGAGCGCGAUGUCUUUCGCCAUUUCCCUGUGGUACAUGCUCGCCUGGCAACAGAUUGUCCGCGGUCUUUCCAUGUUGGAGAUCGCCGUGACCUGGAUCCCCUUCAGAAUCGGCGCCAUCGCAUCGACCUUGGUCGCCGCCUGGCUUAUCCCACGCCUGGCCGCGCAGUGGGUCCUUGCCAUCGGCGCUGGAGCAGUCGGACUCUCGAACCUUCUGCUGGCGACGAUGCCCGCGCAGCAGAUCUACUGGGCGCAGACGCUUCCUGCCAUCAACAUCGGGAGCUUCUGCCCUGAUUUACCGAACCUGAGCGCCAACAGGUUGGCGCUUGGGCUUGCGGGGACGGUCAAGGCGCAGGUUAUUCACAGAGACACUGAGGGUCGCAGCGUGCUUGGCUAUUGGGCUGCAUUAUACUUCGCCUUUACAAUCGCGGUGCUGGCUGUUCUCUUGAAUACACUGUCGGUGCGCGCGCCGAAGGACCAGCGCCAGGGGUGGGAUGACAGCAGGAACGCAGGUGUGCCCCAUGCUUCCGAUUAG